Molecule: messenger RNA, 1373 nt
Organism: Rubroshorea leprosula
Lineage: Eukaryota; Viridiplantae; Streptophyta; Magnoliopsida; Malvales; Dipterocarpaceae
Source: the annotation of a GenBank genome assembly
UUUUUAUUGCUUAACUCUGUCAAUAGUCCUAUUUUCUAUUGCCUUUUGUUCCAUUGGCUUCAUAGAAUUCGUGACCCUUUACAUUCGAGAUUAUUUCUAAUGGUAACUGGAUCGCGUUCUCUCCUCUUGCUUUUCCUUGGAAGAAAGCAUAUGCACUCUUCGAAAACUCCAUUGAGGUACAGAGGGAAGGAGAGGGAUCUGUAAUUUAUCGGAAAUGGCGGAUGAUGAACCUGCGCUCACUCGCUGGACUUUUCGGGAUUUUGAAAUCUUUUAUGAUGACAAGUUUGGGAGGAAGAGAAUACCUGAGCAGAAGAGUCUGUUUCCUGCUUUUGAUUCUGCAGAAACACUAACUUUAGCUGAGAGUUUGAGUAGGGACAUUAUUCAAGGUAGUCCAGAUGUUAAGUGGGAAAGCAUCAAGGGGUUGGAAAAUGCCAAACGUCUUCUUAAAGAAGCAGUUGUCAUGCCAAUAAAAUACCCCAAGUACUUUACUGGUCUUCUAUCGCCAUGGAAAGGCAUUCUCCUUUUUGGCCCUCCUGGGACUGGAAAGACAAUGCUAGCAAAGGCAGUUGCAACAGAGUGCAAGACAACGUUUUUCAACAUUUCAGCAUCCUCUGUGGUCAGCAAAUGGCGUGGUGAUUCAGAGAAGUUAAUCAAGGUACUAUUUGACCUAGCUAGGCACCAUGCUCCAUCAACUAUCUUUCUUGAUGAAAUUGAUGCAAUUAUAAGUCAGCGUGGUGAAGGACACAGUGAGCAUGAGGCUAGCAGGCGUUUGAAAACUGAGCUACUCAUUCAGAUGGAUGGUUUGACAAGGACAAAUGAGCUUGUCUUUGUUUUGGCUGCAACAAAUAUCCCUUGGGAAUUGGAUGCAGCCAUGCUCCGGCGUUUAGAGAAGCGAAUUCUUGUACCUCUCCCUGAACCAGAAGCCUGAAGAGCCAUGUUUGAAGAACUUUUGCUGGCACAGGCUAGAGAAGAGGUUCUUCCAUAUGAUUUAUUAGUAGCUAAGACAGAAGGUUACUCUGGUUCAGAUAUUCGAUUACUCUGUAAAGAAGCAGCAAUGCAGCCUUUAAGACGCCUAAUGACAGUUCUUGAAGACAGGCAGGAGGUUUUGCCUGAGGAUGAUUUGCCGAAUGUUGGACUAAUUAUGCCUCAAGAUAUAGAGACAGCUUUGAAGAACACUAGACCAUCUGCUCAUUUACAUGCACAUCGUUAUGAGAAGUUCAAUGAAGACCAAGGUAGUCAAAUACUCCAAUGAAGGCACUCAGCUUCAGUUAUCCUUCUAAGUUGCAACAUAUUCUUUUUUCAGAUUGACCAGUCAUCCGAUGAUGAUCUUUUUAAUCUAUUAGGAGCCUAUUAAUGGAAACAUUUUAAAUAAA